Molecule: messenger RNA, 6381 nt
Organism: Mytilus californianus (California mussel)
Lineage: Eukaryota; Metazoa; Mollusca; Bivalvia; Mytilida; Mytilidae
Product: protein pangolin, isoforms A/H/I/S-like
Exons: 11
Coding region: 99-1664 (521 amino acids)
Biological process (GO): regulation of transcription by RNA polymerase II; canonical Wnt signaling pathway
Cellular component (GO): beta-catenin-TCF complex
Molecular function (GO): RNA polymerase II cis-regulatory region sequence-specific DNA binding; DNA-binding transcription factor activity, RNA polymerase II-specific
Source: RefSeq, a predicted model, not a curated record
CAUCUGAAUGUCUUCACAAGUUAUUCAUGGCGGAAACCAAACGUGUAUGGGAGAUAGUGGCACAAAAAAGAGUGGGAUUUAUUUAGGUUUUUGGUGAAAUGACAAUGCCGCAUGUGAACUCUGGCGGCUCAGAAGACUUCUUUUCAAAUGACGAAGUGAAAGUGUAUAAAGAUGAAGGGGAAGAGGAAAAGAGAUCAUCUGAAAAUUUAUCCGAAGACAAAUUAGGCUUAGUAACGGAAACCGAAGAGGGUAAAAAUGGUAGUUUGGGGAACGGAUACGACGGUGACAAAACAGAAAACGGGCGAGAAGAUGGAAAACCUCCAGUACAAGACAGAAAUGCAGGACCUUUUGGUUAUGGAAUGCCUUCUUAUCCCCCAUACUCAAACGGAUCUCCUGGUCUUGGCAGCAAGUUUCAGCCGCCUUUGGCGGGAUUGAUGAUGUACAAUAAUGAGCAUUUUGCACAACCCCCACCCGCACAUAUGGGCAUCCCUCCAGUUCAUAUAGACCCUAAAUCUGGUUUACCCAGACCCCCUGUGUACCCAUAUCCUGGAUCUGGUCAGUUUCCUCCUAGUCUUUAUGGACCAGACAUACCAGUGCAAUGGCAAAGACCUCCAGGGUAUCCUAUUACCUCAGGUGCCUUUUCUGGGCCUUACCCACCCUCAUUAUCUAGUUCAUCAUUUAGAUUUGGUCCACCAGGACUAUUUCAUCCUCAUCAUGGUUUACAUCAUCCAGGCAUGCCUCAUCCAGCCUUAAUGUCACCCGGACCAAAACAGGAGCCACAAGAUAAUCAUAGGAAUAUGCACGAUCAAGGCCCACCAGAAGAAACCGCAGCCCAGAAGAAAAAAAAUCAUAUUAAAAAACCUUUAAAUGCCUUUAUGUUAUUUAUGAAAGAACAAAGGGCAAAGGUUGUAGCAGAAUGUACUUUAAAAGAAUCGGCAGCAAUUAACCAAAUUUUAGGUAGAAAGUGGCAUGCCUUAGAUAGAUCUGAACAAGCCAAAUAUUAUGAAAUGGCACGGAAAGAAAAGGAACUUCAUCUGCAGCUUUAUCCUGGUUGGAGUGCUCGAGACAACUACGCAGUUCAUACAAAAAAGAAACGAAAAAAGAAGGAUAUCCAUGGUGGAGAAAACAAAGGCUGCUCGCCCAUAAGUCAUAAAAUGAAAUUGAUGUGGCCAAAGGAUGGACAGGAAAGUUAUUCUCCUCAAGAUAUGUGGGUAACAGAUUGUUCCAGUGCAAAAAAAUGUAGGGCCCGAUAUGGUGUAGAGCAACAGAAUCAGUGGUGCAAGCCUUGUCGACGGAAGAAGAAAUGUAUAAGGUAUUUGAUGGGUGAUGAAGGAGGGGAAACUGAUGGAGAUGAGGGCCACAUUAGUGACAGCAAUCGUACUGGAUCAUUGCAUGACAGUGAUUCAAUGACUGGUAGUCCCAUGCAUUCGGUUACGAGUGACGAUGCCUUUUCUACACCAUCCAAGUCUUUCUACCGACAUUCUCCCUCGCCUUUAGGUGUAGGAAAUUCGGACCUUGACUUAACGUUAAAAAGCGAUCAUACUCAUAUUGACAUUGAAUCAGGGGAGAUUGAUGUGUGUUCACAAGAUAAUGACUUGAAUAUUACACUCACAUCAAGUCCGCUGAAAUCCUCGCCAUAUCGUAAUCACAUACCGGUCACAUAAAGGGAUCAAUCUUCAUUCACCUAUUUGUACAUAAUAUAGACAGUGAUUCUGUACAGCAUAAUAAUGAUCUCCAAUUUCACCUCAUUAGUUGUGAUCAAAAGUACACAAAAUUUGUAUGGGAUGUGUUCAGUUUAUCAUCGUGUUGGUGUGCGCCAAAGGACGCUUUGCCAACAUUUCUUGUGCCGUCUGUGAUGUCAACAAAUAACUUCAUUUGUACCUCAAAUCAGUUUUGGCAAUUACUAUACCUCUUUGUCAGAGGUUUAACUACUGGUUAAUAUUUACAAAAUGGCAUUUUGCCCCUUUUUGAUUCGAAUAAAGUCUUUGUCUCAAAAACAAAUACAGGAGCACCACUUAAUAAAACUUCAUUGGCUAAAUAACUUUUUAUUUAAAUUUUGAAAUCAAAAUUGAUAUUUGUAGAUUAAAUUUUGAUGAUGAAUUACAAAAUGAUAUAUCUGUUUCAAAAUAUGGUAAUUCAGUUCAUAAAGAAGUAGAAUUUAAAAAAAAAUCUAAAAGUUUAAUCAUUUCUGGUCAGUUGAAUGUAGCUGCCAGCUGUGUGCUCCCUUCAUGCCACUUUUUAUAGAAAUUUGGUUGUAUUAAAAAUAUUUUAUGUUUUGAAAAAAGAAUUAUUCUUGUUAUGUAAUGUUAAUUUGGAGAAUUGUAUUUGAAAACUUGUAUUUUAGUAUUUAAUUUUUUAUGAUGAAAUCUACAAUUGAAAUAUUUUACUUAUCACAUUUUCAUUGUUUUUGUUUUUAAUGUCCAGUGUUAUGUUUGAAGAAAAGUUUAUAUGAAUAUAAAAUAUAGAGUAUAUAUAAUAUUUCAUCCGGUUAAAAACAAAAAGUUACGAGUGACCAGCUCAGUACUCAUUUUACAUGAUCUUACUCUCCAAAGUAUUUUUGAAAGGCAGAUUUUAAAAUUAAGAUUCUUUUUAAGUAAUGAAUUUUAUUUUUAAAUAUUAAAAUGAUAAUUAGUAUAGUACUGCCUUAUAAAGUCAAAAAACUUAAUUGGUUGUAUAGAAUUUUCAGUCUAAAUAAACUGGUCAAAUAUUGUUGUUAUAUUACUUAGGAGAUACUGGACUACACAAGAAUUGCAAUGUGGUAUAAGCUGCCCAUUUAUAAUUGGUGCAAAUUUUUUACAUUUAUUUUAAGGGAUCUAAGAUCAUUGAUAUAUAUUUAUUUGUAAAGAGCUUUUGUGUGUGUAUUUGUCUCACAAUACAGAUAUAUAUUUGUAAACUAGUCCUGCCGAAGUGAAAAUUCUAUUUGAAUAUUUGAAUGUCUUUUUCACUUCUUUUGCUAUAAGGGUGAUAAUUUCUGACAUUGUGGCAAAGCAUUUUACACAAGCACCUUAAUUCAGUGAUGGUAUACAACUAGAAACUAAUAUUAUGAUUUCAAUUAAUAUAAAGUUAAAUACCGGGGUAAUCUGUUCAAUGCAUCCAUCAUAGAUGGGACAUUUUAUGGUAUAAAUGUAUACUGUUUCCAUCCACACAUUAUACAAAAGUUAGAGAAUGCUUCUAUCAAAUUACAUAUUUGUAUAGAAUAUUUGAAUAUAUGAAAGAAAACCCCUUUUGAUUUUAGAAUUGUUUGGUUUCAUUGCAUAGUAACAGGCCUUUAACCAUUAGCUCUUAAACAAAUUUCACAUAUCCUUCAGUAUGCUUGGAUCAAUUUACUGAAUUGAUGAAAGUAAGUUCCCUUCUGCUUUUGUGAUAUUUUUAUGCCCCCGCCAUAGCGGAGGGGGCAUUAAGUUUUACCCUUGUCCGUCUGUACGUACGCCCUUCUGUACGUCCCAAAAUUGGUUUCAGUUCUCUAACUUUAGAUUGCCUCAACUAAAUGUUUUGAAACUUAUGCACAAUGCUAAUUACCACAAAACUCAGAUCAAGUUCAAAUUUUGGUGGCGUCACUUUGACCGUUCUAGAGUUAUGCCCCUUUACAAAUGGAAAAAUUGCUGAAUUUUUCGUUUCUGUUCUCUAACUUAAGUUUGCCCCAACUAAGUGUUAUGAAACUUAUAAACAAUGCUUAUUACCACAAAACUCGGAUCAAGUACAAAUUUGGGUAGUGUCACUUUUACAGUUCUUGAGUUAUGUCCCUUUAUAACAUUACAUGCAAGUGGAGGCAUCAUCUGUGUCCCAUGGACACAUUCCCCAUUUAUUUCUUAUUUGUCAUAUCAGAGAUAUGACUAUAACUGUUAGAUUUAAGGUAUUGUUUCACAUUUCUACCACAAGCUUUACCAUUGUUAGGUUUGGUUAAAGCAAGCCCCCUUUUGAUUUUGAAAACUUUAUUUGCUCCUUGAGAGUUAUGGGACUUGCACAGUCAAAAUUUAAGCAAUUGUGAUAGAGCCUGACUUUUGAUUUGAUGCCUUCUAAAAUAUUCCAUUUUAUUUUUGAAACAAAUUAAAUACCAAUAUGAUGUGCUCCUGGCACAGCUGUUUAUAUUUUUAAAGGCUUCGUUGUCUUUAGCCCUUACCAUACUUGAAAGGACAAGGUAUUAUUUAUACUGACAAUUUUCUUUGAUAACAUUCCAUCCUCUGAUUACUUCUCCUUGUUUGUACAAAUUAUAAAUGUAUUGUGAUUCAGAUCGUAUAAACGUGUAAUAUUGUGUGAUUCCAAUGUGUGCAUGUGUCUGAUGAAAUGAGGAGGAUGAACAUGUUUGAUGUAAUAUUUUGCUCCUACAUUUAUAAAUGAUGUUAGAGUGUUUUCUAGAAUAUAGAUUUAUUUUUGGUCAGUUCUCCAUCAAAUGGUCACAUACUGUUAGGAUGUAGAAAUAACAGUAUGGUAGCUCAUAAUGUGCAUGAAUGUAAAUUUUCAGAAAAUAUUGAUGUGAAUUGAGUAUCAUGUGCCUAAUUAUUAUAAUUAAUUAUCGUUGUUCAAAAAAUAUUAUUGAAGGAGAUUAAAUGUGGCUUUGUCUAUUUAUUUCCGAUUUUAAAAAUCUUUAACAAUUAAUUUCAAACCUUAAAAUUUUUAAUUUUUUUUUUAAUUUUGUUAAAUAGAAAAAGAACCUUUAAUUUUUUAUUUCAAAGUAGCCUUAGAACAAAAAUGGAAAUUAAAUGAUUUUAUCCACAACUAGAUUUAAUUUUAUUUUACUAAGUAUAUAACAAAUAUUUUACUACCAAUAAAUAAUUGUUGCCAAUGAUUUUCUUUUUAAUGUCAACAAAAUUAAAUUUAGCAUUGUUUUUGUUUCUGUUGCAUUUUUUUUUUUAGAGAACUUUAUAUUCAAACAUUUUAUUAAAUAAGUAGAUAUUACUUAUUAUUUUUUAUUGUUCUACAAAUCUACAAAAAUAUUGACGUACAAUAAAGAUCCUACUGACGGAAGUUAGAUAGAUGUGUCAUGUGUUAACUUACAAGAUGGAGACAUGUAUGAGAACAUUUUAUGCCAUUGAUCAUAUUAUUUAUGUUUCUAGCUUUAUUGUAUACGUUCCUCAUGUUCACCAUGUGUUAUAGUGCUAAUUUCAGGGAUUCCUGAUUCAAUGUAUAGCGUGCACUGCCAAUACAUUAUUUAUAUCAUGCUUUGUAUUUAUUUUAUACACUGUAAUAUCAUUGUCUUGCAUCAUUAAGCAAUUUUCAGCUUGUUUUCUAUGACAGUCUACUUUGUGUAUCUAACCUGCAUCAGUAAUUUGAUUUUUAAUGAUUAUUUAACAUUUAUUAUGCGACUUCAAUUCAAUUUAAAACUUUUAAUAUGUGUAUUUAUUUCCAAAGAUGCAAAAUUUUUUUUUAUUUUGAAACAAUUUCUACUUAUAUGAUGUCAUCUAUGGGUGAUAUGGAUGUCAUAAGUUUUCCUUAAAACAAAAUCUACACAUUGGAAAAACAUUUAUUGAAAUAACUACAGAAAGUUCUGUAGUAUUAGAAUGGAAGGUUAUUUUAAAACUUCAAGUACCUAAACCAAUUAAUGAGAUCAGAAUUUAUAGUCAACAUUAUUUCUGCUAAUUUAUUUUGCAGAUGUGUAUGUUGUAUGAUAUGAUAUUUCUGUAUGUAUUGUAUUGUCACAUACAUAUUAGAUAUAAAAUUAAAUUGAAAAUAUUAGUGUAAAUCUGGCCUACAAUGAACUCUGUACUUAAUUCAGAAUGCAUUUCUAUAAGCAAUCCUAAAUCAGAAAUGUUAAAGGUUUUAUUUGUAUAUAUUAUUUACUAUAUUUAUCCUUAUUGGCUUCUAAGCAUUUCAACUUUUCUUAACUGUGAAAGAGAUUAUUUCAUUGUAUAAUCUUUAAAAAGUUAUCUAAAAACAUAUAAAGAAUUUUGAACUUUUUUUUCCAACAGCUAUUUUUGUACUGCAAUCGUUCCUGAUAUCUGUAUUUUCAAAUUCUAAUGUAAUAUUUGAUUUAUAUAAAUCUUAUAUAAAAUAGAAAAUUUGGUAAAAAGGGAUUUGUAAGUUCCAAAUUACAUAAUAUUCUGUAAUAUUGAUAAAACGUUCCUAACUGAAAACAAUUAUCUAACUAACAAAAUAAUCAAUUUCAAGUAAGCAUUCUAGGUUCAUCCUCCCACCUUUCAAUUUUGUUUUGUUUAUUCAUGUUUUUUUUUUUCCAUUAAUAUUAAGUUGCACAAUAUUUGUGUACAAAAUACACGUGUUAAUUUACAAUGAAUUUUAAGCGGGUCUUUAUUUUCUUAUGGUGCUUUAUUUAGAUUAAGCAAUGGCUGAAAUGUUCUUUGACAUGUCUCAUGGACUAUAAUUUUACUGUGUAUUUUCUAUGUUACAGCAUUCUUGUUUCUGUAAUAAACCUCAGUUAAAUACUUA